UCAUGAAGCAGACAACACAUGGACUCCUGAGGAAUAGGAUUUCUUUCUUCAGUCCUGUUUUGCAGUGUUUGACAUGUCUCUGCUUAUUUAUAUUUAUAUACUGCUGUGCUGUUUUACAUUUGUGCACCCAUUUUGCCCUUCUCAGUGUACAUGCAUAUACCAUGGUAGAAGUGAUGGGACUGGCACCAGAUCUGUGCUGUGCAACGAUCCAGAUAUGUCUGACAUCCCAGUCAAUGUUCCAGUGGACACCGUUAAACUCCGCGUGGAAAAAACGGUGGUAAGAAAGAUCCCCACGGAAGCAUUUUAUUACCUUGUUGACCUCAAAUAUUUGUGGGUGACUUACAAUUCUAUAUCUACAAUCGCUAGCAGCAGCUUUUACAACCUGAAAGUGCUUCACGAACUACGUCUUGAUGGAAAUUUACUUUCAUCUUUUCCGUGGGAGUCGCUGCAAGAAAUGCCUAAUCUGCGAUCCUUGGAUUUGCACAACAACAGACUUUCAACAGUCCCAGCGGAUGCGGGUCGGUACCUACAAAACAUCAAGUAUUUAGACAUUUCCAGCAAUAAAUUAACCACACUGCCCUCGGAUUUAAUAGAUAUCUGGCCACCGUUUUCGGCAAGUGCGAACAUCGGCACGGAUUCACUUCCUGAGCGAGUAAUAUUAGGUUUACAAGACAACCCAUGGUUUUGUGACUGUAGAAUAUCAAAGCUGAUAGAGCUCUCCAAGACAUUUGAGAUGGCUGUUGUGCUUCUGGAUCCCCUUCUGACAUGCAGCGGACCUGAGAACCUGGCGGGAGUUCUCUUCCAGAGAGCUGAACUGGAACAGUGCCUAAAACCUUCAGUGAUGACCUCAGCGACAAAGAUGACCUCACCGCUGGGGAGUAAUGUUCUGCUUCGCUGUGAUGCUACAGGGUAUCCCACACCCAUUCUGAUCUGGACCAAAUCUGAUGGUUCUCCAGUGAACAACACAGAAUGCUGCCGGCAAGUAGCUAGUUCCUUCUUCAAAGAGAAACUACCACGAACCUUAAAAACCAACUUAGUUCAGGAGUCUCCAGGAGAAGGAAUCCGGUGGUCUAUUAUAAGCUUGAAUGGGAUUUUAUACCAGGACGCUGGUGAAUACCGAUGUAAAGCUAAAAACCUUGCUGGGAUGUCUGAAGCUUCCAUCACUCUGACUGUGGUUGGAGUCAUCACUACGACAGCGUCUCCUCUGAGGUUCUCAAAGCGACUGAGCGCAGAACAGAGUGUCACCACUCUGCUGAAAACAGAGCCUAUUACUGAAGGGUUAACGACCCUAUCUCCUACAACUCUAGCUACCACCACACUAAGCAGAGUUCUGAAGAAAAAUCCUGUGCAAACUAGCCAAACUAAACCAGCUGCUGGGGGGACAAGGCCCACAAAGUCACAGCCGGCUGUCAACAACCAAAAACCACAAGAGGAAGAUGGAAACACAACAACCUCAGCCGUAGUCCAAAAGAUCACCAUCAAAAACCUACAAGUUGUGGGUCAAACUGAGCAGAGUGCAGUCGUGACUUGGCUGGCGCCUAAUGCCCCUAGAGGUGUUGCUCUGAAUGUAAUGUACUCGGAGUACGGUGUAAGAGACAAGCAAAUGAUUAACACAGACACAGGGAAAAGCAAAAUCUCCAUUGAUGGAUUAGUCCCAAGCACUAAAUACACAGCGUGUGUGAGCCUAAAAGGAAGUCAACCUAAGAAAGACCAAUGUAUUGUUUUCUCCACAUUAGACGCUGAGAUGGAAGACCCCCAGGCACACAUUCUGAUUGUUGCUGGCGGCAUCGCCUGUGCCAUUGCGCUGCCUCUGGUUAUUGUACUGCUUUAUAAAGUUUUGAAACUGUACUGUAAAAAGAGUGCUUCUGAGGGUGAUGAUCUUUCCAAAGAGACAUAUGUCAAAUUUGAGACAUUGUCACUGAAGCAGAAAACCACAGACUCUAAUGGGGACCUGUGGGCUCGCAGAAACACUUCCGAAUCAGAAAGAAUGCUCCUUUAUUCCAGGUCCAGCAUUGACUCCCAGAUGACCUUUAAAAGUGACAAUUACCAAUCAGAAUACUUAUACUAGUUUCUUUUGUGCGACACUUAACAAAGGAAGAAGUGGGGUGAAUUUAAUCAUAUAUCAGAUCGUCGUGCUAGAGUUAUAUCACACUAUCGACAAAGCCUAGAGGCUGGAAAUGUGUUGUUAUGAACUAAUGCAGAUGUUUGAUGAACAUUUGUUGUUCAGAAUCUGCAAAUCUCUGCGCAUUUCUUACCCAAGGUGAUUAGAAUAGGAUUUGAACAUUGUAUUUGUCUGUGAUACAGCCUUAAUUCACUUCAGUCAAACUUGUUAACAGAAGUGAAGAUUGUGACAGUACAGUAGACAAGAGUAUUGCAAAUGCCCGCACAAAGGAAGGUACUGUGUCCAACUGGUGGUUCACCCAGAUAUUUUACAGAAGAUUAAUUUGUAAGCAAGCUAACACUUGAUUGAUUUCAGUUAUAACUUGUGGUGUUUGGCCUAGAGAUGUUAAGCAACAUAAAAAGGUCUCUUAACCACAUAUUGCCUUUGUUGAGUACCACAAUGUUUUCAAUGUGGCUUUUGCAACCAAUGGUUUAUAAACCAUUUAUCCAAACCUGAACCAAACUUCUGUUUGUCUGGAGGGCUGUGUCCUGACAUUUUUUCCAAGUAAUAGUUCUCCACACUUGCAUACACCAACCUAUGGGGGAGAUAUAGGCCUGAAUUUUCCACUAUGGGAACUUGCAGGCAAAUCGUCCACUCAUUAGCAAAUGUAUGAAGUAGGCAAUUGGUGGAAAGAGUUUAAAAUAAGGUGUAAUUAUUUUGAACAUUCAACUGUAUGUUUCUCUUGCAGUAUAUUACCAAUUAAUGCUAUAAACCAAGACAGGAAGGUCAGACCUGUAUUCAUGAAUAUCACCUUUCAGAUUAUUUAGUUGGGUUUAAUGCAGUUUUGGUCUCUGUACUGUUUUGUUUUUUAACUGGAAUAACCUAUUGGUUCACUGUUUUUUUGUCAUUAUGAAAUCUGAUCUUCAGAUAGGUAGUCAAUCUGCAUGACAGAAGUUAGAAGACUGUGUUGAAAAGGUUGUAUAGAGCAAUACAUAAUUUACUGAACGUAUUGCCAAUGUUCUGAACUGAUUCUCUGGUAUCCUUAUCACAGAAGACUACAUAUUUCAUAUAAUAGCUAGAAGUGUGGGUUAAUACCAAACUUGAAUUGUAAUAGAAAUGUAACAGAAUAUCCCAUUUGUGAAGUUGUUUCAUGUUUUUCUGGAGAUUGUAUUUACAUUAUUGUUGUUCUGAUUUGUUAUUAUUAUUUUCUGUUUAUUUAACUGAUUAAGAAACCCUGACAUCCAAACAUAUUGUAAGAAAUAGCGCAGAGAUAAUAUUUAUUUACAGUUUAUUUACAAAAGAGCCCGUUUUCAUCAGACCCAUUGUGUUCACAUGUUCCUAUUUUUUUUUUCCCCCCAAAUUUGAAAUGCUGAAUUCAAACCCAUCAGGAGGACUGAAGGUCAAUAGCUGACCUCUGUCACUUGCGGUCAAACAGUUGCAAACCAUUGUCAUCCCCAGCUGUAAGUAAGCACCUAAUACAUUUAACUCCACUUCCUAAAGAAAGACAUUCACAUCUUGUCUGUAAACCUUUCUUCCUUCACUUGUGUCUAUUUUGACAAAUGGGAUUAACAGCUGGAAUUGUAUUAUUUUAAAUUCCAUGUAGAGAUAAGAAACUGUGUUAAGCAGCACCCAGGACUUCACAAAGGACACCCUAUGAACUUGAUGGUAGUCAUUAAUUAGAGACCAUCCUAAAUCUUCUCCAUGUUGGAAUUCAAUUCAAUAUAGAAUUAAGUAACCUGAAGGCACAUUCUUAUCAUUGGAGUAUUGUGAAAGUAAUGCUUCAGGAAAAGCAUGGUUUGUUUUGCAUAUGGUAACAGCUUUAUGAUUAAUAUCUUUAUCCACAGUAUGUGAUUGUGUGAACAAAAGGAAGUUGUUUCACACAGUUACUCUUGGCAGAGAGCACCAUAAGUCAUAAUUAAUGUUUCAUGCCUCUUUCUCAAUCAAAAUCGCACCCAGCAGCCCUGUCAAUAUUUGGAAAUAGUGAGCGAUUCCCAUGGAUGAACCAGCCUCCAGCUGGUAUGCUUCCUGCCAAUGUUAACAGCUGUUCAGUUUUCAAGACAACAUUUGUACAAUUAGUUUUAUGCAAAUGUAUGGAAAGAAAAAUAAAGGACCUUUUAUUUCUUGAAAA
Molecule: messenger RNA, 4229 nt
Organism: Acipenser ruthenus (sterlet)
Lineage: Eukaryota; Metazoa; Chordata; Actinopteri; Acipenseriformes; Acipenseridae
Product: leucine-rich repeat, immunoglobulin-like domain and transmembrane domain-containing protein 3
Exons: 5
Coding region: 74-2068 (664 amino acids)
Molecular function (GO): protein binding
Source: RefSeq, a predicted model, not a curated record